UCUCCAUUCUUCUUCUCCAUUUCUCUUCUUUAGAGCUUUAUCAUUUGAUAAAUCAGUUUUUUUAUAUAUCUAAAAGAAAAAACUAGAGAAGCUCAAGACAAGAAAGAAGGGUGUGGAUUUUAGCUAUUGGGAUUAGAAGAAAAUGGCAGCAGCCAAGAAUCAUUCAUCACACCAAGUUUUUGAUGUCUCCAUUGACAUGCAAACUCAAGUUUCUGCUUCUAAAUGGGUUGAUGACGAUGGCCGUCCCAAGCGAACUGGGACUGUGUGGACCGCAAGUGCCCAUAUAAUAACAGCAGUGAUAGGAUCUGGAGUUCUGUCUUUAGCGUGGGCAAUUGCUCAGCUUGGUUGGGUUGCUGGUCCGGCCGUUAUGUUCUUGUUUUCUUUUGUCACUUACUACACUUCUACACUCCUCUCCGCUUGCUACCGUUCCGGCGAUCCUCUUACCGGCAAACGAAAUUACACUUACAUGGAUGCUGUUCGCACCAAUCUUGGUGGAGCUAAGGUCAAGAUAUGUGGAUUUGUUCAAUAUUUGAAUCUUUUUGGAGUUGCCAUUGGUUACACAAUUGCUUCAUCUAUUAGCAUGAUGGCUAUAAAAAGGUCGAACUGUUUUCACGCGAGUGGUGGCAAAAAUCCAUGCAAAAUGAAUGCAAAUCCUUACAUGAUUGCGUUUGGAAUUACAGAAAUAAUUUUCUCUCAAAUUCCUGAUUUUGAUCAGCUAUGGUGGCUCUCCAUACUCGCUGCUGUUAUGUCCUUUACUUACUCAAUAAUUGGUCUUGGACUUGGAAUUACUCAAGUUGCACAAAAUGGGAAAUUCAUGGGAAGUUCAACCGGAAUUAGCAUCGGAGCAACUGUAACUCAAACUCAGAAGAUCUGGAGGAGCUUCCAAGCUCUCGGCGACAUUGCUUUCGCCUAUUCUUACUCUAUCAUACUAAUUGAGAUUCAGGACACAGUAAAAUCACCACCAUCAGAAUCCAAGACAAUGAAGAAAGCAACUCUAACAAGUGUGUCAGUAACAACCCUUUUCUACAUGUUAUGUGGUUGCUUUGGCUAUGCUGCAUUCGGAGACAUGUCUCCCGGAAAUCUCUUAACCGGAUUCGGCUUCUACAACCCCUAUUGGCUACUAGACAUUGCCAACGUCGCGAUAGUAGUCCAUCUAGUCGGUGCAUACCAAGUCUACUGCCAACCCUUAUUCGCAUUCGUCGAAAAAGCAGCAGCACAAAGAUAUCCAGAUAAUGGAUUCAUUACUGAGGAUAUCAAAAUUCCAAUUCCCGGAUGUCGCCGCCCCUUCAAUCUCAAUCUCUUUAGAGUGGUAUGGAGGACAAUUUUUGUUGUUUUCACGACUGUGAUAUCAAUGUUGCUUCCGUUCUUUAACGACAUUGUUGGUUUGCUGGGAGCAUUGGGAUUUUGGCCAUUGACCGUUUAUUUUCCAGUAGAGAUGUAUAUAGCACAAAAAAAGAUACCAAAAUGGAGCACAAGAUGGCUCUGCCUUCAAAUACUAAGUGCAGCUUGCCUUGUAAUUACCAUUGCUGCUGCUGCGGGAUCCAUUGCGGGAGUUAUCGGUGAUCUAAAGUCUAUCAAGCCAUUCCAGACUGUUUACUGAUGAAUUCCUGAGGAGUGAAGAUAAAGGAUACAAAUCUGAUGUUGAAGUUACUUCAGCUUAGGAAAAAACAAAUUGAAGGGGCAAGUAUAAUACAUUUGUCUAUUCACAUGCAAUUGAAUGUUUCAAAAUCUUAGAUCAAGUUUCAAUAUGGAAAAAAAGUUCCAUCUUCUUGAUGUGACUCUUGAAUCA
This is a messenger RNA of Mercurialis annua (annual mercury), 1789 nucleotides long. RefSeq names its product amino acid permease 3-like. NCBI's taxonomy places the organism in Eukaryota, Viridiplantae, Streptophyta, Magnoliopsida, Malpighiales, Euphorbiaceae. Gene Ontology annotation, cellular component: plasma membrane. The transcript is spliced from 6 exons. The record is from RefSeq and is a predicted model, not a curated record. Bases 143 to 1600 code for a protein of 485 amino acids.